AUGCGCGGGGCCGCUUCCGAACGGGGCUCUAGGGGAAGGAAGAAGUCUCGUACGGAAAACGGCUGCGAUGCGCGGGGCCGCUCUCGAACGGGGCUCGAGGGGGAAGCAAAGGAGCAGCUCUACGACGAGCUGCUCGACCGCGACGCGCAGAAACAGUUGGAGACGCCGCCGCCGGCCUUGAAUUGGUCGCUGGAGAUCACUGCUCGCCUCAGCUCCCGGAUGUUCGUCUUGUGGAACCGCAGUGCGGGCGACUGCCUGCUGGACUCGGCCAUGCAGGCCACCUGGGGCGUGUUUGAUCGUGACAAUAUCCUGAGGCGGGCACUCGCCGACACAUUACACCAGUGCGGACACGUGUUCUUUACUCGCUGGAAAGAGUACGAGAUGCUGCAAGCUUCGAUGCUGCACUUUACGCUGGAGGACUCGCAGUUCGAGGAGGACUGGAGUACACACACUCACCGAGGCCCGCCUCACUCCAUUUUAACUCCUCCGGGAUGGUGGUCAGCCUAUCCAUGAUGGCUGCCAGUCUCAGGUGUCCUUCGUCCUGAUCCUCCUGUAAUCUUCCUGUCGGGGCAGUCGGCGUCCCACUUCUGUUCACGUGGCCACUGGUAUCUCCGAAAAAUUUUGAGUCCCGCGGGAAAACCACGUGGCGGCGUCGGGCUUCGGAUUGCCGGUUACUAUGUGCAUCGGCCGAUCGUGGCUCGACUGGUUGCGGCGCUGUGGCACUGCCGAUAAUGUCGUGCUUUGCGUCGGGGGGCUUUGCCGCUGCGGGCUUUACCGAGAAUGUCGUGCGUUGUGUCGGGUGGCUCUGACGCUGUGGGCUCAGCCGAUGAUGUCGUGCGUUGCGCUGCUUUGCCUCUGCCGCUGUGGGCUCUGCCGAUGAAGCUGGGCCCGUGUUGCGGGGUUUGGCCACUUUGUUGCGGGCCUGAUGUUGUUGUGUUGCUGUGCCCGUGUUGCGGGUGUUGAGGGCCUGAUGUUGUUGCGCGGGCGAGCGGUUUUUUUUUUUUUUUUUAUUAUAUAUA
Messenger RNA from Drosophila teissieri, 1019 nucleotides. RefSeq names its product ubiquitin thioesterase trabid-like. Gene Ontology annotation, biological process: protein K33-linked deubiquitination; positive regulation of Wnt signaling pathway; cell migration. The coding region runs from base 1 to 513 and encodes 170 amino acids. The transcript is spliced from 3 exons. NCBI's taxonomy places the organism in Eukaryota, Metazoa, Arthropoda, Insecta, Diptera, Drosophilidae. Gene Ontology annotation, molecular function: cysteine-type deubiquitinase activity; K63-linked polyubiquitin modification-dependent protein binding. The record is from RefSeq and is a predicted model, not a curated record. Gene Ontology annotation, cellular component: cytoplasm; nucleus.